This is a messenger RNA of Penicillium brevicompactum, 300 nucleotides long. RefSeq lists its product as uncharacterized. The coding region runs from base 1 to 300 and encodes 99 amino acids. The record is from RefSeq and is a predicted model, not a curated record. NCBI's taxonomy places the organism in Eukaryota, Fungi, Ascomycota, Eurotiomycetes, Eurotiales, Aspergillaceae. The transcript has a single exon.
AUGCCAAACCCGCCUCUCUCAAAAUCCUGGCCGGAAAUUCGACAGGCCUUAGAGCAUGCCCGCGAAUGCGAAGAUGGCCCCGUGGAUGCCUCCACCGCCACCGUGCUAGAUGCUACCAUUGCCGAACUCUGGAACCGCAUCCAAUCCCAGCCUGAUACCUACGUCCUGAGUCCAGACGAGUUCGCCCUCUUUAAUUACUUCCUUACAACCCGCUACCGCGGUUCUCCCGUCGCCCAGCGAGCUGUGGCUCGCUUCUGGGACAAUUAUCAACAAACCAGCAACUGUGACGUCGCCAACUAA